UUUACUUGCCACAGGUCACACAGAGGAAAAAUUAUUUUAUGACUCUGCACUGCCACAGUGAGGACCUUGCCUGCGACUUGACAUUGCAGCAUAAGCUGAGACACAGUGUUGGAUUAUGGAGCAGAAUUUGACAUACCUGCUGGACAGCAGCAACUCUGAGGACAUGCUGGUGGGUUCCACAUCACCAACACCUAACUCCUCUGCCUAUGAAUAUGCCUUUGACUACUCAGAACUACACAUCAUCUGUUAUCCUGAAAGUAUUCCAGCAUUUGCUUCUACCUUGUUUCCAGUGCUCUACUCCCUGCUGUUUGUGACAGGCCUCAUGGGAAAUGCUUUGGUCCUUUGGAUUCUGACAGUCUUCAUCAGAAUCAAGACCAUGACUGAUGUGUAUCUGCUGAAUCUGGCUGUCUCCGACCUCCUUUUGGUAUUCUCCCUGCCCUUCUUGGUUCAGUACUCCAUCAUGAGCCAGUGGACUUUUGGAAAUGCACUGUGUAAAAUCAUCAGUUCAAUUUACUUCAUUGGUUUCUACAGCAAUGUCUUCUUCAUAACCAUCAUGAGCAUCGACAGGUACUUGGCYAUAGUCCACUCUCACCAUGCUCAAGGGAUUCGGACAGCUGCCCGUGGGGUCCUCAGCAGUAUGGUUGUUUGGGCAGUUGCCAUUUUAGCAUCAAUGCCAGACUUUCUUUUUUUCCAGGAAGUGAACGACAAUGAUCAGAUUAAGUGUCUCCCUCACUAUCCUGGUGGCAACAAUGGCUGGAAAAUUCUCAGUAAUUUUAUAGUCAAUAUCCUGGGGUGGCUCAUCCCUGUUGGUGUCCUCAUUUUCUGCUACUGUAGCAUCUUGAAAAACCUGCAAAAGUGCCAUACCAAGGACAAGUACAAAGCAAUAAAACUGGUUUUUACUGUAGUCAUUGUGUUCUUCCUCUCCUGGACCCCUGUCAACAUUGUGCUUUUUUUGGACUCUCUGAGGAACAUGUCCAUCAUCAACGACUGCCAGACAAGCCACAGGCUAGACCUGGCCAUAGAGCUGACUGAGGCACUCUCCUUUGUCCACUGCUGCCUCAACCCGGUCAUCUACGCCUUUGUGGGUGUGAAGUUCAGGAAGUAUCUCCGAGAAGCUUUCAAAAAAUCUGCAUGUUUUCUGGUGAACUGCAAAUACUACAGGGCUUUCAGUGGGCACAGCCUGGACAGGCACUCCUCUCAGAACACAAAGUCUUCACAGCUGUCUUUUGUUGGUCCUGUCUUGUAGAACUAGUCCAUGGAAUGAUAGUCCAAAACUAUCAUUCUGGACAGGUGACCUAUGGUUGAGAAAUCCUCAACUGGUCAUUCACAACUGUGGACUGUUUGCACAGCAUUUUAGAAUGUGAGAAGUGGAAGCAGGUGUUUGAUUUUGCUUUUAUCGCUGAUGCUUUUGGUGCUUUCACUUUUUAGUCUCGUUUUAGCAUCAUCCUCCCUUUCCCUUGGCAUAUCCUGYCCUGCUUACUUUGUGAAAUUACCARCAGACUCCCACACUGCCUGARCAACAUGGAGAGRUACCUUAGAAACAUAACUUMCCCCCUUCAGACUCAGUACUGUUUGUGUUUCCAAACCUUGGACACUCAACAGCCACUCCUUCCUUUGUCUCAGCAGAGAGCAUUGGCUCUGUGAGCAGGAUGGAAGUGACUGCAGGAGUGGGAACUUGCUCUUUGGAGGGAAACAGUGCCCAGGUUUAUGGUAUCAUGCCAGGGACCGG
Messenger RNA from Malurus melanocephalus (red-backed fairy wren), 1729 nucleotides. Its product is annotated as C-C chemokine receptor type 4-like. The record is from RefSeq and is a predicted model, not a curated record. The coding region runs from base 116 to 1246 and encodes 376 amino acids. Gene Ontology annotation, molecular function: chemokine receptor activity. Lineage: Eukaryota; Metazoa; Chordata; Aves; Passeriformes; Maluridae. The transcript is spliced from 3 exons. Gene Ontology annotation, cellular component: membrane. Gene Ontology annotation, biological process: chemotaxis; G protein-coupled receptor signaling pathway; immune response.